AUGUUGGGUAAUGUUGAUUACCACAUGACUGGUAUUUCAAGAAUCUGGAAAAAUAUUCUAUGCUUUGCUAGCAUGGCAGUUUCAAUAGCUGGAAGACCUAUUAAAUUAGGUAAAGUGGAUGGUUACCAAAAUAGAAGCAAUGAUAUAAUUUACUAUCCUUCUGUUUCUCAUUCACCUGUGGGAUGUGUUGUAUUUUUUGGAGGUGAUAUGCAAACUCUAUCAAAGGCUUUUGUAAGAUCUAAAAAAGCAGCUACGGAUUAUGAAGAAAAUAUGCUUGCACAUCGAGAUAAUAAGCACUAUUCCAAAUGGAAUCUUGAAUUUACUGCAGAGUUGUUGCAUAAGCGUUUCCCACAGCAAGAAGUAAUAAUUGUUAAGCCAUCAAAAAUGUCACUGAUGACAUUUAGUUGUUAUGAAAAUUUUGUGACUGUGAACAAUUUUGGGGCACCUACUUAUGAAAAAAAUGUUGAUGCUCUGAAGCAUUUGAGAUUACUCUUAGCUAAUAUAGGGCCAGUUUUGCAAAGGAAAUCUUGUGAAAUAAAGUCAGAAACGUGUGAUGCCAAUUUGUCUAUGCCAAAGCCUCUGAAUUUAUCAGAAAUUCCUUUAAUAAUCAUUGGCUUUAGUAAAGGGUGUGUUGUUUUAAACCAGUUUUUAUAUUCAUUUCAUGCAUUACAUCAAUAUGAAGACCAUGAAUUAGAACUUUUUGUUAACAAUAUAACAGAUAUAUAUUGGCUAGAAGGAGGCCAUUCAGGCUCAUCUAGUACAUGGGUUACAGAUAAAACUGUGCUGCAGAGUUUUGCUAAUUUAAAGAAAAAUGUUCAUAUUCAUGUCACACCUUAUCAAGUUUACUGUGACACAAGACCAAGAAUAGGAAAAGAAGAAAAAAUAUUUCGAGACACUCUCUCUAAAAUGGGUGCAAAUAUUACAAGGAAGCUGCAUUUUGAAGAUGAAUGCCGCUCGUUAGAUAAACAUUUUGAGGUUCUGGAAGUUUUCAAAGAACCUACAUGA
This is a messenger RNA of Argiope bruennichi, 1005 nucleotides long. Its product is annotated as mitochondrial protein C2orf69 homolog. Gene Ontology annotation, cellular component: mitochondrion. NCBI's taxonomy places the organism in Eukaryota, Metazoa, Arthropoda, Arachnida, Araneae, Araneidae. The coding region runs from base 1 to 1005 and encodes 334 amino acids. The transcript is spliced from 4 exons. The record is from RefSeq and is a predicted model, not a curated record.